AUGUCUGAUGAAAAAGGUUCCCUGAAGGGAGACGAAGAGAAAGGAGGGAAGCCGCUCAAGACCUUCACGGUUAGUGAGUACUCGGUGAAACAGGUGGAGGAGGCGGAACCGAUGAAGGUGGAAGUGGCGGCGGGGAUUGAUGGCUGCUCUGACGACCUCAGCUCUGGAGAGGCCGACAUAGAUCCAAACCUCCUGGGGCUUACAGAUGAUGAAGAGAAAUGUCGGAAAAUCCGCAGGCAGUACCGGCAGCUCAUCUACAGCGUCCAGCAGAACCGUGAUGACAUCGUGAACACCGCGAGCGACUCGUUAACCGAGGCACUUGAAGAAGCCAACGUCCUGUUUGAUGGGGUGAGCCGAACAAGAGAAGCAGCCCUUGAUGCCCAGUUUCUUGUUUUGGCUUCUGAUUUGGGUAAAGAAAAAGCAAAGCAGUUAAACUCUGAUAUGAGCUUUUUUAAUCAAGUAACAUUUUGUGACUUUCUGUUUAUGUUUGUGGGUCUUAAUUGGAUGGAACAUGAUGAGCGUGAUGAAUUGAGUGGUUGUGAUGAUAAUAUAGCUCAUUCCUUCUGGGAGACAGUACAAAAGGAAGCAACAUCCUGGAUAGUACAAGCUGAAACAUUCCACUUUAUUUUUGGUUCAUUCAAGCCAGAACCUUCUGCACCAAAACCCCGACUUGGACAUCAGAAAAAAGUUCGCAAAAUGGAAGAAAAUGGGGAUAUGCCUACGAAGUUGAGGAAGUUGGACCUAAAUAGUAAUCAAGAAGCGACAGAAAAAGAAGUAGAAAGAAUUUUGGGAUUGUUGCAAACCUACUUUAGAAAGUAUCCUGAUACUCCUGUGUCCUAUUUUGAAUUUGUGAUUGAUCCAAACUCUUUUUCUCGCACUGUGGAGAACAUAUUUUAUGUUUCUUUCAUUAUAAGAGAUGGUUUUGCAAGAAUAAGGCUUGACCAAGACAGGCUGCCAAUAUUAGAGCCAAUUAAUAUUAACCAAAUGGAUGAGGAGAAUGAUCCCAGUUUACAUGGCAGGAAACAAGGAGUUAUAUCUUUAAGUUUACAGGACUGGAAGAAUAUUGUGGCGACUUUUGAAAUUUCAGAGGCCAUGAUCAAAAACUCAUACUAA
Propithecus coquereli (Coquerel's sifaka) is the source of this 1113-nucleotide messenger RNA. It is a transcript of the gene EID3, whose product is annotated as EP300 interacting inhibitor of differentiation 3. Bases 1 to 1113 code for a protein of 370 amino acids. Gene Ontology annotation, cellular component: nucleus; Smc5-Smc6 complex. Gene Ontology annotation, biological process: DNA repair. The transcript has a single exon. Lineage: Eukaryota; Metazoa; Chordata; Mammalia; Primates; Indriidae. The record is from RefSeq and is a predicted model, not a curated record.